CACUCUGUUCACGUCUCUCGAAACCACUCCUCCAACAUCUCGCGAUAAGAUACACCCGAAUCAACCGAUGCUGCCAGAGUAAUCGUGAUGAAUCCGCAAAUUGAUAGCUCUGGCAUCCUGUAUCACUCUAUCAAUGACGAUACAUGCCUACCUGAAACGAGGGACUGGUUACCUAUGGCGCGGAGUGACUGUAGCCAUGCAAACACUUUUCGAUCAGUCAAUUUUGAUUCGGCCACAUUUGGCGUUGCAACAGAAGAGAACAGUGCUCUCGACGUGCCAACAACGCUUACCAACCUAAUCCGCCUUGUCACACAAUCAUUGACGCCGCAUGUAUUUCUUCUUGAGAGUGCAAGUUUUGCAACUGCUAGACCGUGCAUACCCAAUUAUCUCGACUUGGCGCGCUUUUACCCCCUGGCUCGCACCGCGGCUCUUUUGGUAAUGCAGAGGGUUCGGGGCAUGUCAGAAGAAUUAGGAACCAAUGAUACAGUCGAAGAGAGCUCUAAUGACAUCAUGAACGGUGCAGAGGAUACGAGAGCUGAGACAGCGUCUAGGGCGUCCGACUAUGAGACAGCAUAUUCGUUUCCCAUGUCUAUGAAGUCUUCCCACUCACCACCACCUGUCCGAUACAGUUGGGAGCCCAUCGAUAAUGUCGACUCAAACUCUCAAUACUCCCUUUUUGCCCAAUAUCAUGAAUUCCCUGACUCAAUUCCUAUUGCUUGCAUAGCAGAUCAGUCCGUCAUGAUUUCGCUACUGAGGAGUGCUGUUUAUCAGCGUCUCGCAUGGGGUGUAACAGAGCCCGUCAUAGGGCUCGGAUUUUCACCCGGGUCACCCAUGGUGCAGGUCUUCCUUGCGUGGCCUAGCACAACCUGGAAAGAUGGCUUGCCUUUAGUGGCAAUCGCCGGUGAUCUGUCGGAGGAUCGCAUUCAAGGAACUGGCUGGUUUAAUGUUACCUCUCCCAUGGCUACGUAUGAACUUGUCCAAUAUCUCUCUCGAGUAAUCGAGUUCGCAAAUCAUAUGAGCUGUCCAGGACAAACACGUUGGCUGGAAUGGCGCUUCGAUUUUGCUAACUACGAUAAGAUGGAAGAUAUAACCAUGGACAAAAUGGCUUCUGUUCGAGCUUGGGCAGAGGAGGCCAUGCCUGCGGAUGCUGGCGAAAGACGUCUACUGUCGACAACGUCCUCCCCGCCCGCAGAAUCUUCUAUCAACAUACCUACUAGAGAACUUCACAAUGUCGGCCCACCUCCAAGAUGGACAUGUUUAGAUCUUGCAUCUGGAGUUGCUGAUAUUAAGCAUUCCUACAAAACUGUUCACCGAUGGCUUUGGAACCGCAUCACGUCUUUACGUUCCGCGUUACCUCUUAUUGAUAUGGGUACCAUUCCGUCGGAAUACGCGUCUCUCACCCGUUUUGUUUGGAACAAGAGCUGGGACCAGUCUUUAGGCGUCAGCGACAUUGACGGCAAACUCAGUCAACUGAGUAGUGAGCUACUACAGCAAAAGUCUGCCUACCU
Coniophora puteana RWD-64-598 SS2 is the source of this 1508-nucleotide messenger RNA. RefSeq lists its product as uncharacterized. The annotation marks the transcript as partial. The record is from RefSeq and is a predicted model, not a curated record. The transcript is spliced from 9 exons. NCBI's taxonomy places the organism in Eukaryota, Fungi, Basidiomycota, Agaricomycetes, Boletales, Coniophoraceae.